AUUUUUCCUCUUUACCUCUAUAUGCUUCGUAACGUGUUUAUUUUAUGAUAAAUCUCCACUGACAACGAUCCUUAUCGUUAAAGGACCACUCAUACUACAAUACAGCAAAGGCGCGUAUGUCAAAUUUUUUAGUUAGUAUUCAGAGUUGUUCGCGACAGUUAAUACUUGUCAUAAAUCACAAAAAAUAAUGUCUGAACAAUUAUUAUACGGACCUCCCGAUGACUCAACGAUCCCAUUAACGUCUAUGGGAAAAUUCGUGUAUGAGAAGUUACAAGAAAACGAUUUGAAUGCGGUCGCUUUGGUGGAUGCAUUUAGUGGGGAUACUUUGACGUAUGGCGAACUUCUAAAUGAAAGUAUUCAAGUUGCUAUAGCUUUAAAGAAUCAUGGUAUUAAAAAGGGUGAUAAAAUUGCUAUUGCUAGUGAAAAUACAAUUAGAUAUUGCGUCCCUCUUAUUGCUAGUUUAUACAUAGGAUCUAUAUUAUGUCCAUCAAAUCCUAUGUAUGUAACGAGAGAAAUGAUUCAUUCCACAAAUUUAACGAAACCUAAACUGGUAUUCACAUCAACACUAUGUUUAAAAACGAUUUUAGAAGUAAAAAGUCAAGUUGAUUAUAUAGAAAAAGUUAUAGUAUUUGGAGAAACUGGCGAUGGCGCCGUAAUUCGUUACCAAGAUUUUAUAAAAGUAGAUGAAGAUGUUAAAAAUUUUCAACCUGUUGAUUUAGAUGUUGAUUGUCUCCAAUCGAUUCUACUUUCAUCUGGAACAAUGGGAUUGCCAAAAGGAGUUAUGUUAUCUCAUCGAAAUCUUCGAGUUACCCUUCAUUACUUACAUGAGGAUGAGUACGCUGGAAUGACAAAAGGAGAUGUAAUAAUCGGAGUGGUACCUUGUUUUCACGUUUUCGGGCUUUUCUGUACAUUGGGAGCAAUUACUUUUUCGACGAAAGUUGUCGUUAUGGGCACCUUCAAACCUGACGUUUUUUUAAAAUCCAUUCAAACCUAUAAAGUGACCAGAUUAUUUGUCGUUCCACCAAUAGCCAUCUUUUUGGCGAAACACCCAAUAGUUUCCAGUUUCGAUGUGUCUAGUAUAAAAGCAAUUUUUUGUUCUGCAGCACCUCUAGGGCAUGACAUCCAAGAAAUGCUAGAAAAACGUUUAGGAGUCGUUCGACAAGCGUACGGUUUAACGGAAAUUUGCGGAGUUGCUACGGCUCAAGUUAAAAAUUGUACCAAACCGGGAACGGCUGGGAGAUUAAUUCUUGGUUUAGUAGCUAAAGUAAUUGACAUAGAUACUGGAAAACCAGUUGGAGUUAAUCAGCGUGGAGAAAUGUGUUUUAAAGGAUCAAUGGUUACUCAAGGUUAUUAUGGGGAUAAAGAGGCCACUAAAAUGACUUUUGAUGAGGAUGGGUUUUUGCAUAGUGGCGAUGUUGCUUAUUAUGAUGAAGAUGGUGACUUUUUUAUUGUUGAUAGAUUAAAAGAGUUGAUUAAAUAUAAAGGAUUUCAGGUUCCUCCUGCAGAACUUGAAGAUAUUUUGAUAUCACAUCCUAGUGUUAAAGAGGCAGGAGUUGUUGGUAAGCAAGAUGAACGCGCUGGUGAAGUUCCGGUUGCUUUUGUAGUGAAACAAUCAAACGCAGAAGUAUCAGAACAAGAACUAGUGGAAUAUGUGUCAUCACGAGUUUCUGAACAAAAACGGUUAUAUGGUGGUAUAAUUUUCUUAGAUGAGUUACCAAAAACUCAAUCUGGAAAAAUAUUAAGAAGAAAACUUAGAGAGUUACUAUAAACAGAUGUUAAUAAUUUUAUCACUAAAAUGGUUUAGUUCAAAUAAAUGUUUUUUAAAUUAAA
Molecule: messenger RNA, 1830 nt
Organism: Onthophagus taurus
Lineage: Eukaryota; Metazoa; Arthropoda; Insecta; Coleoptera; Scarabaeidae
Product: luciferin 4-monooxygenase-like
Molecular function (GO): CoA-ligase activity
Source: RefSeq, a predicted model, not a curated record